This is a messenger RNA of Oryzias latipes (Japanese medaka), 3323 nucleotides long. RefSeq names its product leiomodin 1b (smooth muscle) (gene lmod1b). The record is from RefSeq and is a predicted model, not a curated record. NCBI's taxonomy places the organism in Eukaryota, Metazoa, Chordata, Actinopteri, Beloniformes, Adrianichthyidae. Gene Ontology annotation, cellular component: cytoskeleton; myofibril; striated muscle thin filament. Gene Ontology annotation, biological process: muscle contraction; pointed-end actin filament capping; myofibril assembly. Gene Ontology annotation, molecular function: actin binding; tropomyosin binding.
UACCUUUUAAUGCUGGUUUUGUUCCUUCACCCUGAAUAGAUGUUGUAGUAGAAAUGUUUCUGUUCUAGUUUUUCUGUUUCCACCUAAAUGAGCUUUCCAACUCAUUUUUAACUUCUUUUUUUAAGAGUUUCUUUAGGUUUUUUAUCCAAAAAAAAAAAGGUUCACAAAAGUAAUUUUUUAUUAGACUAGGGAACAUUUUUAAAAAGAUCCAUAAAAUAAAUUAUGAGCAGUCUCUUCUGUAAACAUAAAUUAGGUAAUGGGAUGUCUGCUUUAUAAACUUCAGCCCUUCCCAUUACCAUGAAAGGAGCACAGACCCUGAACUAAAUAUGGACAUGCACUUUAACAGGAUUUCCAGGAAUGUCCCAGCCUCACAGCGCUCUUUGAUGAAACCAGCCUCUUCCAGUUCGUCACUGGUACCCCUCACUUCAAAUCUGUGAGUUCAAAGCCUUUUGCUCCGGGAUUGAUAUCUCUGAUGCUUCUGCGUUGAUGGGACACUGCAGGACGGCUCAGCCUCUGCGUAUCUGAAAUCUCAAUCCAUUCCACCAGAAAGUCCUUCAGAUCCUGGAUUCAGUUUCACGUCCAGCUUACACAUGUCCAGGCGAAAAGUGAAGGGCCUGACCCAAACCGGCCGUCAGGUCAGCGAGGAUCCGGACCUGGACAAUCUGCUGUCCACCCUCUCCCCUGAGGAAAUUUUGGAGCUGAAUAAGGACUUGAAGAAUGUACCGGACGUCAACCUGGAGGAUGGGAAGAUCCCCGUCCCAGGUGACUGCCAGGCUGCACAGCCGCAUCCGAGCGGCGACGUCAGGGACGGCGGAGGGAAGCUCAGUCAGAGGGAGAAGUCGUCUGAGAGGGACCUAAGAAGAGAGAGCCGGAAGCAGGAAUACCUGAGGAAAAUGGGCCUCAGCCAGGAGGAGAACGGAGACACAAAAGCAGGAGUGAGGAGACAGCCCAGCGUCUCCAACAAAACAGAAAACAACAACAGAAAAGGUGCAGACGCUUAUAAAGAGGAGCUCAGCUGGAGCUCGAGUCGAAGCAGGAGAAGGGAGAGCAGAGAGAGCUCUGUGAACGAGGACGCGGAAAAGGAAAAAGGGAAACACGAAGACAGCAGGUUAAGAAGCAGGACAGAAAACAGGGAGAGCACAGGCAGCAAAACGAAGGACAUGGUCUCCAAGUUGCAGGAGAAAAAGGAAGACGGCAAAGAAAAGGACAGGAGGGAUGACCUCAGGAAAAGAGAUGACAGCAAAACCAAGGACAUUAUCUCGAAGCUUCGAGAGAAAAGCGAGAAGGACGCGGGAAGAGAGAAAGAGAGAAGAUCCGAGAGCAUCAGAACUCAGGGGCUUGUCUCAAAAAUGGUUGAGAAGCAGAGCAAGCCACCGGAAAGGGAGACCCAGGGGAGCAAGAAUCCAAAAGCAGAAGAAAAUGAUGCAGAAGUCAGAAACCAACUCCAGCGCCAACCAUCUGUGAAGGACGAGCUGCAGGUGGAACCGAAUUGUGUGGAUGGGGAAUUCAUGAGUAACCAUAGAGAUGAUGGAGAAGAGGAAGCUCCAAAGACCAACAUGAGGAGGAAAGCAGACGGCGGAGGAGGCAGGGGUGGAAAAGCUGAGGAGAAGGAGAAACCUGGUGAGUGUGCGAUAAAGAACAGCCCAAAGGUGAAGCAAGAGGAGGAAGAGGACGAAGACUCAAGCAUGUUCGAUGAACUGAUGCAGCAGGUUCGAAGCAACGACCCCUCCCUGACCGAGCUCAAUGUCAACAACUCUGAGGUCAUCAAGGCCAAAACGCUGAUGGAGUUCACGGAGGCUCUGCACGACAACACCCAAGUCAAGAUCUUUGCGCUUGCCAACUGCCGUGCAGAUGACCACGUGGCGUACGCCAUCGCCGGCAUGCUGCGCCGCAACAAGACCAUCACCAGCAUCAACCUGGACUCCAACCAUCUCACUGGCAAAGGCAUCCUCUCUCUCAUCCAGUCACUGCAGCACAACUCCACGCUGACCGAGCUCCGCUUUCAGAACCAGCGCCACAUCUGCGGGGGGAAGACGGAGAUGGAGAUGGUCAAGAUCCUCAAAGAAAACACCACUCUGCUCAAGCUGGGCUACCACUUUGAGUUACAGGGACCCAGGAUGACCAUGACCAACAUCCUGAGUCGCAACAUGGACCGACAGAGGCAGAGGCGCCUGCAGGAGCAGAAGCAGGCUCAGGGCAACGGCGAGAAGAAGGGGGCGCUGGAGGUGCCCAAGAUCAUUGGAGGUGGAGGAUCUCUGAGGAGCUCCCCGAAGUCCUCUCCCAAACCAUCUCCCAUCCAUUCUCCUAUGCCUUCACCAAAGUUAACUCCAAGAAAAGGAGCCAGGGGUCCAGCUCCACCACCACCUCCUCCUCCACCUCCUCCUGGGGGUGGGCCCCCACCUCCUCCACCUCCCAUGAUGGACGGAGGCCAUUCAGGCAGGAGCUCAAGGGACCAACUGCUGGCCUCCAUCCGAGGAACCAACAUCAAGCAUCUUAAGAAGGUGCCAGUGCCAAAGUGGCUGAAAUAACUCUGAAGGAGAACAGACAUCUCACUCUGAAGUUUUUUGUUUUUUAUAAGUCGAUAAACUCCACAUUCCUGCAGCUGGCUGGAGAGCUGAACAAUGCGACGGACAGGACGAGAAGGAGAUGGUCGGAUGACCCGCCCUCCUUCUGAGUUCUCCCCUCAAAAACUGGACCAAAAGGACUCUUGGGAGAAUGGGGGGUGUGGGGUCCUGCGUGACACGAGGUUCGGCUGUCUGUGUCUUUUCUGAGGCUUUUUAUUUUUUGCACUAAAAGAUUCUAAGCUGAUCAUAGAACCGAUUGACUUUAAUCACCUGACUGUGUGACAAGCUUCAGUUCAAAUCAUUAGCUUUAAUAAUGUUAAUUUGAUCAUUUCUUAUUUAUUGGUGAGGAAGCAUUUUAUUUUGACUCUGCAAUGCAAAUGUCAGAAUUUCAGAAAAAACAAAAAGUGUUUACAAAAAAAUUCAACUAUCCCUUUGAUUGUGAUUCACAGAAUCUGCUUUCAAACAGCCUGAACGGAUGACAGAAUGCCGUUUUAAACAGCAAACUACUGCCCUUUAGUGUCUGAUAUGAUAUUUUAUUCAGAGCUGUUUCAGCUUAACUGUUUGAUGUUUUUAUCUGGAUGCUAAUUCCGCUUUGUGUCUUAAGUUGGGUGGGACAUUUGAAGACCAUCCUCCUCAUUAUAGUGCCGUGUCAUUAAAAACUGGGAUGAGAGGGACUCGAAGGGUUGUACACCUGCCUUAUCACACCUGUGUUUAUCAGAUUGUCCAAAAUAAAAGAGUCUGACGUGACUGCAAGGAGCA